This is a messenger RNA of Prorocentrum cordatum, 727 nucleotides long. NCBI's taxonomy places the organism in Eukaryota, Dinophyceae, Prorocentrales, Prorocentraceae. The record is from the annotation of a GenBank genome assembly.
CGGCUCGCAGGACACGGCCCAGUCAGCCGGCGCGUACCUUGCCACUGCGGCCCGCCCGUCGGCCGCCGCCCCCCCCUCCGCUCCAGCAGCCAUGGUGCAGCGCCUGACGUACAGGAAGCAUAUCCGCUACAACACCAAGGGCAACAAGCAGCGGAAGGUCAAGACCCCCGGUGGCAAGCUCGUAUUCCAGCAGCUGAAGAAAAAGGUGGCCAUCGACUUCCGGGACGACGACCACCUCACGUGGCACCGCCGCCUGGUCCUCGGCAGGGUGGGCGACGGCACGAAGUGGGUCGCUCUGACUCCGGUGCAGCUGCAGGCGUCGCCGCCCAAGUGCGGCGACUGCGGCAAGGCGCUCAUCGGCAUCCCUUGCCUGAGGCCGAAGGAGUACCGGCUCCUGAAGAGCCGCGAGAAGCGCGUCAACCGUGCCUACGGCGGCUCCCGCUGCGCCUCCUGCGUGCGCGGCCGGGUCAUGCGGGCGUUCCUGAUCGAGGAGCAGAAGUGCGUGAAGCAGGUGCUCGCCGAGAAGAUCUCCCAGAGCAAGGACCAGGACACCAAGAAGAAGAAAAAGAGCGCCAAGUGAGCGGCUCUCUGAGUGUUCCCCUCUCCCUCUGUUCCUCUUCCUCUCUCCCUCUCCCUCUCCUUCCCCUCUCUCUCCACAGAGCGUCCCGCUGGCGCGCGGAUGGCGAGAAAUGCGGCAGGCACAGAUAAGGGAAACCGCAGACACGCG